Nicotiana tabacum (common tobacco) is the source of this 741-nucleotide messenger RNA. The record is from RefSeq and is a predicted model, not a curated record. NCBI's taxonomy places the organism in Eukaryota, Viridiplantae, Streptophyta, Magnoliopsida, Solanales, Solanaceae.
AUGGGCAACAACUGCUUCUUUUCAAUUGAUAAUCAUGGACAUAUUCCUUUGAAUAAAUCAGGUGAAGGUGACGUUCAUUUUAAGAAUUCUCAACAAGGUGGUUCGCUUUUUAGCAUUACAAAUCAGAACCUUGUUAGGGCAGCCUGGUGCACAAAGCAUCCUGCAUUCACGCAGGAUCCGGGAAAGGCCGCACCCCUUGGGGAAAUUCAUGAUUACUUGAAGACUCUUUGUCCUGACUUGCAUAUUAGUCGAGGGGAAUAUGAUGAGGAGACACGUUACCCAGAAACCAAAACACUGACCAUUGGUCAGUUCAAGCUUGGAUUAUGCCAUGGGCACCAGGUUGUUCCGUGGGAGGACUUAGACUCUCUAGCCAUGCUCCAGAGGCAAUUGGAUGUCGACAUACUUGUGACUGGCCACACCCAUCAGUUCACAGCAUACAAACACGAAGCAGGGGUGGUUAUAAAUCCAGGAUCUGCCACUGGUGCCUACCGCAGCAUCACUUAUGACGUCAACCCCAGCUUUGUUCUCAUGGACAUUGAUGGCCUGCGUGUUGUGGUCUAUGUUUAUGAACUCAUUGAUGGAGAAGUUAAAGUUGACAAGAUCGAUUUCAAGAAAACAUCAACAACAUAGAAUAUUCAUUGAACAAGAAGACUCGUGUGCUACAGAUUUCAAUCAAGGCCCAAGUGUUAAUACGCCAUUGCUCCUAUUUGGAUAGUUUUCUUGUUGGUAUGUUUGUGUUUG